UGCUGUUGAAUCACUGUUUGAUCCGUCAUCCGUGAAUCCGUGAUAGGAUUUUCACAGAAUAGCGGGUUACCUUUUAUGGUAAUCCACUGUUAAAAAACAUUAAAAAUAAAAAAUAAAACACUUAUUAUUCAUUGUUAAUAAUAAUUGUAAUAUUUAGUGUAAAAUUUGGUGAUGCUGUAAAGUGUCAAGUGUCAAAAUAACCAAUUGAUUCAUUGACUUGUUUGAAGGCCUUUAAUGGAGUUAUGAUAGAAUUAAAUAAAAAAAAAAACAUUUCUCUUUCUUUUUUUUUAUUUUGUUGAUGUCAAAUUAUUGGGGUGAUAUACGGGUGUUGAGUAACAUCAAAUAAGCGUCGAAAGAAGCGUGGGUGAGCUGGUUUCGACCGCACCUCUAAAAACCUUUUGCAUAUAUUAAUCAUUCAUAAAAAAAAAUUAUUUUAUUAUUUAACAACAUAUUUGAAUAUACCUUCAAUUUCAUUCAAGUUUUUAUCAAACACUUUUCAUGAUUAAUUAAAUCUUAUCAUUACUAAAUGUCAGAUAUUAUUAUUAAUAAGUCAAAAAUAAAAAUACAUAGGGGCAUUAUAAAAUUAACACGUGUGUCUAUGUUUUUAGUUUGAGAAAAUAUCAAAGCAUUAAAAUGAUAAACUUGUGCCAAGAAUACUGACUCAGUGAUUUAAUAAUAGCAACCAAUAAUUCGUUACAACUUGAGAUUAAAAUAUCACUAUUCUGUUCUAAUUUUUGUGAAUGAUGGGAAAUUCGUUACUUGCUGUAUUAUUGACCAUAACAAUAUGUGUCACAGUGGUGAAUUCAUUAAUAUCACCACCGGAAAGAUUAACAGGAAUGAAUCCUUGUAUAAGCAAACAAACAUGUCAUGAAUGCAUACAAACACCUCAUUGUGCUUGGUGUGCAGCUCCGAAAUUUCCGGAAAAACGUUGUUUCUUGCCAAAUAUAAAUGGAAAAAUAUUAAAAGAAUGUCCAAUUGAAUAUACAAGAAAUCCAGACAAUGAAUUUCGUACAAUACGUGCAAGAAAUUUAACAAAAGGUGGUUUAAAUUCUGGUAGUUAUGGUGGAUCAACAUUAAUUGAAAAUGAAGAAAGUUCAAGUUCAUUUUGGAGUAGUAGUUCAAGUGCAAGUGAAACAUCAUCAUCAUCAUCGUCUUCAUCAUCAUCUUCAUCAUCAUCAUCAAGUAAACAAGAAGCUGUACAAAUAUGGCCACAAGAAGUAAGCUUGAAACUACGUAUAAAUGAAGCACAUCGUUUAACAUUUGCCUAUUCACAAGCUGAAGAUUAUCCAGUUGAUUUAUAUUAUCUUAUGGAUCUAAGUCAAUCAAUGGCUGAUGAUAAACAAAAAUUAUCUGAUUUAGGACAAUUACUUGUUGAACGUAUGAGUAAAAUAACUGGUAAUUUUCGUUUAGGUUUUGGUAGUUUUGUUGAUAAAGUUGUUAUGCCAUAUGUUAAUACAUUACCAGAUGCAUUAAUAACACCAUGUAAAAUGUGUGCAGCACCAUAUGGUUAUAAACAUGUUAUGCCAUUAUCAAAUGAAACAAGUACAUUUGCAAAUCUAGUUAAAAGUGCAUCUGUAUCUGGUAAUUUAGAUGCACCAGAAGGUGGUUUUGAUGCAAUAAUGCAAGCAAUUGUUUGUCGUAAAGAAAUUGGAUGGCGUGAACAAGCACGUAGAUUACUUGUAUUUUCAACAGAUGCUGGUUUUCAUUAUGCUGGUGAUGGUAAACUUGGUGGUAUUAUAAAACCAAAUGAUGGUGCAUGUCAUCUUGAUAAUACUGGUCUUUAUACACAUUCAUCAUCACAAGAUUAUCCAAGUAUAUCACAAAUUAAUUUAAAAGUUAAACAAAAUGCAAUAAAUAUAAUAUGGGCUGUUACUGAAGAUCAAAUAAAAAUAUAUAAAAAAUUAACAGAACAUAUUGAAGGUUCAUUUGCUGGUACAUUAACAAAUGAUUCAAGUAAUAUUGUUGAAUUAAUACAAGAACAAUAUGAUGAAAUAUCAAGUUCUGUUGAAAUGAAAGAUACAGCAAGUAAUGCUAUUAAAGUUAGAUAUCAUUCAAGAUGUUUAAAUGAUGGACCAUUAAUUGAAACAUCAAAAUGUGAUGGUUUAAAAGUUGGUAAUAAAGUUGAAUUUAUUGCUGAAAUUGAAGUAACACAUUGUCCAACAAAUCGUUCUGAAUGGAAACAAAAAUUUAAUAUAUAUCCAGUUGGUAUUAGUGAAACAUUAACUGUUAAUUUAGAAAUGUUAUGUGAUUGUGAAUGUGAGCAUAAUGGUAGUACUGGAUAUGAACCAAAAUCAAAUGAAUGUAGUGGUGUUGGUACACUUAAAUGUGGUGUUUGUGAAUGUUAUGAUGGUUUCUUUGGUAAAAAAUGUGAAUGUAGUUUACAUCAAGAUACAUCGGGUGCUGAUAGAAAUUUUCAAUCAUGUAGACCUGAUAAUUCAUCACUUGUUGAUUGUUCUGGAAGAGGUACAUGUGCUUGUGGUCAAUGUGAAUGUGAAGAACGAGAAAAUACUGAAGAAAAAAUAACAGGAAACUUUUGUGAAUGUGAUAAUUUCUCAUGUGAUCGUGAUAAGGGUCUACUGUGCUCAGAUCAUGGUAGUUGUCAAUGUGGACAAUGUUCUUGUAAUGCUGGAUGGACUGGACCAAGUUGUAAUUGUCGUUCAUCAAAUGAUACGUGUAUGGCACCUGGUACAACGAAUGGUGUAUUAUGUUCUGGACAUGGAGAGUGUGUUUGUGGUGAAUGUAUUUGUCAUGAUGAUAAAACUCGUUAUACUGGUAAACAUUGUAAUAAAUGUCCAACAUGUGAUAGUAGAUGUGAAGAAUUAAGACCAUGUGUACAAUGUCAAAUGUAUAAAACUGGUAAUUUAAGUGAAAUUGAAUGUGCUAAACAAUGUAUUGAAUUUGUUCCUGAAGCUGUUGAAACAGUUCAAUACGAAAUUGAUAGUGAUGAAAUACAAUGUUGGGGAAAAGAUGAUGAUGAUUGUAAAUAUGAAUAUAUUUAUUAUUAUGAUGAAACAAAUUGUCUUAAAGUUAAAGCACAAAAAGAUCGUGAUUGUCCACCACCAGUUUAUGUACUUGGUAUUGUACUUGGUGUUAUUGCUGCAAUUGUACUUAUUGGAUUGGCAUUUUUAUUACUUUGGAAAUUAUUAACAACAAUACAUGAUAGACGUGAAUUUGCUAGAUUUGAAAAAGAAAGAAUGAUGGCCAAAUGGGAUACAGGAGAAAAUCCAAUUUACAAACAAGCAACGUCAACAUUCAAAAACCCAACAUAUGCUGGCAAGUAAUAAUAAUAGUUAUCAAAAAAAAAACAAAAACAAAACGAUUAACAAAUUAUUUAAUCGAAAAAAAAUAUACAUAUAUAUUUUGUUGAAUCGCAAUUAGUCUGAUUUAACGAUUGUUGUUAUAAAUAACAAUUUAUAUCAUAAAUCAUAAUUUUUAAAAUAAUUAUUUUUUAAUUAUUUAUAUUUUAUUUAAUACUGCCAUAAUACUUAGACCAUAAAUUUAACAAAAUUAAAUUAAUUAACAAAUAAAACAAAAAGAAAAAAUAAUUUUUUUUUUUCUUUUUUUUUUAUUAUACUCAAAUUUUUAAUUUAAAAAUAUCCCAGUAAGUGCCGAAUUUAUAAAUUUUGCCGUGAUUUUAAUUGCCAAGUGCCUUUAUAAUAGAUUUUAUAUAAAAACAAAAAAUAUUUUAAAAUUAUUUACUUUUUUUUAAAACUUUUAAUUUUGCCACAAAUAUUUAUCUACAUUUUUUUAAAAUCAGUUUUAUUUAUUUAUAAUAAAUAUAAUAAUAAUUGACAUGUCAUAGAUCAUCUCAAUUUAAUUCAAAUGUUAUUUUUCAUUAAAAUUCAUUUUAUUAUUAAAAUUUUUGCAUUUUAUAUUGAAAAUUGCAUUUUUUUAUACACAAAGUUAUCAGAAAAAAUUCGUCAAUUCUCAUUGACAUAUCUCAAAAGAAAAAAAAUGUACAGAUAUUUAAAUACACAGAAAUAAAACUCCAGUGAAAAUUAUAUAAUAAAUAUAUAAACUAAAAAUUAAUAUUUUAUAGAAAAAUAAAAAACAAAUAGAUAAAAUUUCUUGGUAAAUCGAAAAAUAAAAGAAAUUUAUAUUAUUAGUUUUAAAUAAUGAGAUAAAGAAAAAAAAUAUCCAAAAAAAGAUUUUUUAAAAUAUUUAACUUAAGAAAAAAUAUAAAACUGAGUAGUUCUUUUGACUUUGUAUAUUUUUUUUUCAUUGAAAAAUGAUGAUUCAGCAUGGUUCAUGACACACGCAUACACAUAUGAUAUAUUUUUUCCUAUUUUUUUUUUAUCUACAUAUGUAUUCAAUUACCAAUGCUGCAUCAUCACUAAAGCCAAGAAAUAAUCUAUUUA
Messenger RNA from Aphidius gifuensis, 4358 nucleotides. It is a transcript of the gene mys, whose product is annotated as integrin beta-PS. Gene Ontology annotation, molecular function: integrin binding. The transcript has 7 exons. NCBI's taxonomy places the organism in Eukaryota, Metazoa, Arthropoda, Insecta, Hymenoptera, Braconidae. Gene Ontology annotation, cellular component: focal adhesion; cell surface; integrin complex. Bases 741 to 3281 code for a protein of 846 amino acids. Gene Ontology annotation, biological process: cell migration; integrin-mediated signaling pathway; cell adhesion mediated by integrin. The record is from RefSeq and is a predicted model, not a curated record.